Coregonus clupeaformis (lake whitefish) is the source of this 2673-nucleotide messenger RNA. RefSeq names its product ectonucleoside triphosphate diphosphohydrolase 4. Gene Ontology annotation, cellular component: membrane. The record is from RefSeq and is a predicted model, not a curated record. Lineage: Eukaryota; Metazoa; Chordata; Actinopteri; Salmoniformes; Salmonidae. Gene Ontology annotation, molecular function: nucleoside diphosphate phosphatase activity. The transcript is spliced from 14 exons. Gene Ontology annotation, biological process: nucleoside diphosphate catabolic process. Bases 256 to 2166 code for a protein of 636 amino acids.
GCCUGCACCUUUACUAGCGACGUCACUCACAUCUGCCUGACCUGCGCACUGAAUAGCUAGCUAUUCCUCCCACUAGUAUUAGUAACAAUACUCAGCAGCAAACGUGCUAAUGUAAAUGUUAUGCAACGAAGUCGUUCGAAACGCAAGGACCAUGAGCAGAUGGAGAAAUAAUGGUGAGGCUCUGAAGCCAACACCCCCGGUAUCCAGUUUCCCCUUUGAAUGAUUUUCAUCCAGUGAACUAGGACAGUCCACGUCAUGGGAAGGAUCAGCUUCUCGUGCCUCCCAGCCUCGUGGCACUUCAGCCUGUCACCCCUGGUUCUUCCCCGUCUCCUGCUACCUUCAUUCAGGCAGCUGCUCUUAUUUAGUCUGCUGGUGGGAUUGCUCGGACUGCUUUACCUGUUGCUGGUAACAGGAAAGGGCCAGGACAGCUGGAUCAGAAAGGACAACUACUUCCACAGACACUUGGCGAGAGUCACAGAUGUGGAGGCCACCGACACCAGCAAUCCCAACCUGAACUACGGUUUGGUGGUAGACUGCGGUAGCAGUGGCUCCAGGGUGUUUGUGUACUGUUGGCCCCAGCACAAUGGUAAUCCCCAUGAUCUGCUUGACAUACGACAGAUGAGAGACCAGCACAGGAAACCAGUGGUCAUGAAGAUCAAACCAGGCAUCUCAGAGCUAGCAAAAACACCAGAGAAGGCCAGUGAUUACAUCCACCCCCUGCUGAGCUUUGCUGCCCAGCACAUCCCCAAACACAAGCACCAGGAGACCCCUCUGUACAUCCUGUGCACAGCUGGAAUGAGGGUGCUGCCUGACAGUCAACAGGAAGCACUUCUGGAGGAUCUACGGACCGAUAUCCCUGUCCAUUUCAACUUCCUCUUUUCUGAUUCCCAUGUGGAGGUCAUUUCUGGCAAGCAGGAAGGUGUGUAUGCAUGGAUUGGAAUCAACUUUGUCCUUGGAAGGUUUAAUCACGUGGCUAGUGAGAGAGAUGCAGUAGUAGAGGUGCAGGUACCUGGAGGUGACCAGCAGGAGGCGCUGGUGAGGAAAAGGACAGCUGGUGUUCUGGACAUGGGGGGCGUCUCCACUCAGAUAGCGUAUGAAGUGCCCAAAACUAUGAAGUCCUCUCCAUUCAGGGUGGACUAUUGGAGGUCUGCUCUAAAGAUAAGCCUGCUGCAUUGCUUCAUAGCAGAAUGUGAGGAAGUGGCCAAGAACUUACUUGCAGAGUUCAACCUGGGUUGCGAUGCCCACCGGACAGAGCAUGUCUACCGGGUGUAUGUGUCCACCUUCCUGGGCUUUGGAGGCAAUGCUGCUCGACAAAGAUACGAGGAGAGCAUUGUCAGGAACACUCUCACUAAAAACAAGCUCCUGGGUCAGCAUGUAGGUGAAACAGCAGAGUCCCCCCUCCUGGACCCGUGUCUACCCACAGACCUGCAGGACGAGGUGGGGCCAGCCACACAGAAAUUCCACCUGCGUGGCACAGGGGACUUUGAUCACUGCAGACAGCUGCUUCAGCCCUUCCUCAACCGCAACAACGAGACUCACGCCUCCCUCAAUGGCAUCUACCAGCCUCCCAUCGACUACCCCAACAGCCAGUUCUAUGGGUUCUCUGAGUUCUACUACUGCACAGAGGAUGUGUUGCGCAUGGGCGGUGAUUUUAACUCCUCAAAGUAUUCAAUUGCUGCCAAGGGUUACUGUGCCACCCAGUGGAGAUCUCUGAAAGAGCGAUUUGACUCGGGCUUGUAUGCAUCUCACGCUGAUGUUCACAGGCUCAAGUACCAGUGUUUUAAAUCAGCCUGGAUGUAUGAGGUAUUCCACUCAGGCUUCUCCUUCCCUAUAGACUACAAAAACUUGAGGACUGCCCUCUUAGUCUAUGAUAAAGAGGUGCAAUGGACUCUUGGAGCCAUCCUUUACAGAACCCGCUUUCUGCCUUUAAGGGAUAUUCAGCAGGAGAGCCUGAAAGGAGUCCACGCCCACUGGCGUCACAGCUUCUCCUUUGUCAACAACCACUACUUGUUUCUGGCCUGCUUCCUGGUUGUCCUCCUGUCCAUCCUGCUCUACUUGCUGCGACUCCGACGUAUCCACAGCUGUACCACGCAGCGCUGCACCCCCUCUACUGUUGAGUGGCUAGAGGAGGGUCUGGGAUCCCCCUCACUCCCUAUCACCCUCUAGACUUCAACUUUCACUCCAAAACCAGUCUUGCCCUCUUCCUUUCCCCAUUUGCCUGCACUUUUUAUGUUAAGGCCUUAAUUUGUUAGCUGGUAAUGACAAAAAACACUCAAACUGAAUUGGAUUUUUAAUGAGUCCAAUGAACAGAGACAUCAAAAACAGCACUGGGAGGGACUCUGGUGUGGGAGAUCUUGCAUGUUGAGUUUGCAUACUUGAGUUAGCCAUGAGAUUGUCUUUUUUUUUUUUUUUUUUAUGAUGUCAAAAUAUCUGCCUUUUUUAUGUUGCUGGAAAUGUGAACGAGGUACUAAGAGUGUAACUAUCCUUUCCUGAGGUUUGUGAGCUCCCAUCCAUACUUUGUCCAGUCACGCAGGCUUGUUAAAGCUUCCUGUAAGGGUCGAAUAGCAGCUGCCUCAUAACUUUCCCAAAUUAGUCAAUCUAAAACAGCACAUUUUAAGAAAGUCCCUAAAUUGAUGUACACUGCUAAAAAAAAUAAAGGGAACACUAAAAUAA